UUUUCAGGGCAUGGCUUUUACCUUGGAGGAGAGGCAACAAUUGAAUAUUCAUGGAUUAUUGCCACCUUGCUUUCUUGGUCAAGAUGCUCAGGUUUAUACAAUCCUAAAGAAUUUUGAAAGGCUGACAUGUGACCUAGACAGAUACAUGCUGCUAAUGAGUCUCCAGGAUCGAAAUGAAAAGCUUUUCUAUAAAGUGCUGGCUUCUGACAUUGAGAGGUUCAUGCCUAUUGUUUAUACUCCCACCGUGGGACUAGCUUGCCAACAAUAUGGCUUAGCAUUCCGGAGGCCAAGAGGUCUUUUUAUUUCUAUCCAUGACCGGGGUCACAUUGCUACAAUGCUUAAAUCUUGGCCAGAAAGUGUCAUCAAGGCUAUUGUGGUCACUGACGGUGAACGUAUUCUUGGGCUUGGAGACCUUGGCUGUUAUGGAAUGGGCAUUCCUGUUGGUAAACUGGCACUUUAUACGGCAUGUGGAGGAGUAAAACCUCAUGAGUGUCUACCAGUGAUGUUGGAUGUGGGAACAGAUAAUGAGACAUUGCUGAAAGAUCCUUUGUAUAUUGGGCUGAGACACAAGAGAAUUAGAGGUCAAGACUAUGAUGAUCUUCUUGAUGAAUUCAUGGAAGCUGUGACUGCAAGAUAUGGCAUGAACUGCCUCAUUCAGUUUGAGGAUUUUGCUAAUGCCAAUGCAUUCCGCCUCCUGCAUAAGUACCGUAACAAGUAUUGCACUUUCAAUGAUGACAUUCAAGGAAAUGCAUCUGUUGCUGUUGCAGGUCUUCUUGCAGCUCUGCGCAUCACCAAGAACAAAUUAUCAGAUCACACAGUGUUGUUCCAGGGGGCUGGAGAGGCUGCACUGGGGAUAGCAAACCUUGUUAUUAUGGCUAUGGAAAAAGAAGGGCUAUCCAAAGAUGCAGCUACCAAAAGAAUAUGGUUGGUUGACUCGAAGGGAUUAGUUGUAAAGGGGCGUGCCUCAUUAACACAUGAGAAACAGCGUUUUGCCCACGAACAUGGUGAAAUGAAAAAUCUAGAAGAUAUUGUUAAAGAUAUAAAACCGACUGUGCUAAUAGGAGUUGCUGCAGUUGGUGGUGCUUUUACUACACAGAUUCUUCAGGAUAUGGCUGCUCUAAAUAAACAUCCUAUAAUUUUUGCUCUCAGCAAUCCCACCAGCAAAGCAGAAUGUACUGCUGAGCAGUGCUACAAAUACACAGAGGGACGUGGGAUUUUUGCUAGUGGAAGUCCUUUUGAUCCUGUCACUCUUCCAAGUGGACAAACUCUCUAUCCUGGCCAGGGUAACAAUUCCUAUGUGUUCCCAGGAGUUGCCCUUGGUGUUAUUUCAUGUGGAAUGAGACAUAUUGAUGAGGAUGUAUUCCUCACUACUGCUGAGGUUAUAGCGCAGCAAGUUACAGAAGAGAAUUUGCAGGAAGGUCGCCUCUACCCUCCAUUAGUCACCAUUCAGGACGUGUCACUGAAAAUCGCUGUGAGGAUCGCAGAAGAAGCCUACAGGAAUAACACUGCCUCCAUCUAUCCUCAGCCCAAGGACCUCGAAGCCUUCAUCCGCUCUCAGGUGUACAGUACUGAUUACAACAGCUUUGUGGCUGACUCCUACACCUGGCCCGAGGAGGCCAUGAAAGUGAAACUGUAAAUAUUUAAUGAAGAAUGAACAAACCAGCUGCAGUUAAAAAGCAUUAAAAUAUUAAGGUUGUUUCUGCCUAGAAAGCCUAAGAAUAGCUAAUUUUUUAAGAUGCAGAAAACUUUUUCUAAUUCAUAGUAGUUGGUUAGAAACUCACAUCAAGAAAUCGACAACUAUACAUCAGAAAAUAAAAAUUAAUCUGAGAAGUAUAUUUGUGUUUGGCUAUUUUGAUUGUUAUUUUAACUGAGAUAUCCUACACUACAGUUUGAUCUUUUUGAAAAAAGUGGUUGUAUCUUGAGUCAAGACUUUUGUCACAAACAUCAGUGGGAACUUAAGCAGAUAAAUAGGCACUUAAAAAAUGCAUUUGGUGUUUUAUCCAUUACAGUCAUGGUAUAAUUUGCAUAUUGUGAACUUAUUAUUUAAAAAAGACCUCAAACUUUAAACAACCAUAAGGUUAGACUAUUUUAUUCCAGAGAAAAUCCUUACUGGUCACUCUUGUAUGGAGCUAUGAAAUGAAAAUUUUCUAAAAGAACCAAACCUGUAGAAUCUUUUGUUCACAUCUAAUUAGAACAUUUUAACAUUACUAACAGUAACAUUUAAUGUUACUAACAUUUAACAUUAGCUAAGCAUAAUGUCCUGUAUAAGAUCAAGGAUUUCAUUCCCCCACCAAGAUAACCACUGUUCAGAUCCAUUACAAAUGUUUGCCCUAAUUUUUUGAACUCCAUGUUCUUGACAAAAAGGGAGUAUCAAAAUGCCAGGAAUAGGCUUUGAAGAAUUACUAGCUGUUAAACUAUUACCACUCCAAGAAAAAUGUAAUAUAUUUUCUGGAUGGUUCUGGAAACAAAGAUUACUUGAACAUUUUUUCUACUGUUUCUCUCUAAUCUUUACUAGAGAGAUUAUCUCUAGAAAACCAAAUAUUAAUUUUAUUUGUCUAGCCCCUCAGGUCUGUCACAGCUGCAGAUUACAGCCCAAAUUCAGAGAGGUACUUUCUCCCUCGCUGCCUAAUGGGACCAUGCCAGCAUUUUUGCCUCACUGUGCUUUUGGCAGAAGUUAUGAUCACACAAACAGAACACAUACCACAGUGAAGGAAAAUACAUGAAUCAUAUUCUGAGCAACCAGAAACACUCUGCAUUUCAAUGCCAUCCUCUGCAUUUCAAUGUACUGCUGUUGUGAGAAGGGUAUUAAAGCACUUCUUGUGUUUCAUUUGAAAUAAAAUAAUCUCUGUUAUUUAUGUUGUCAUCA
Messenger RNA from Cyanistes caeruleus (blue tit), 2866 nucleotides. The record is from RefSeq and is a predicted model, not a curated record. NCBI's taxonomy places the organism in Eukaryota, Metazoa, Chordata, Aves, Passeriformes, Paridae.